Messenger RNA from Pseudomassariella vexata, 1371 nucleotides. RefSeq names its product putative sterol desaturase. The record is from RefSeq and is a predicted model, not a curated record. Bases 268 to 1164 code for a protein of 298 amino acids. Gene Ontology annotation, molecular function: iron ion binding; oxidoreductase activity. The transcript has 3 exons. NCBI's taxonomy places the organism in Eukaryota, Fungi, Ascomycota, Sordariomycetes, Amphisphaeriales, Pseudomassariaceae. Gene Ontology annotation, biological process: lipid biosynthetic process.
CGCAAAGUUCGACGUCAGGAUCUAUUAUUACAUAAUGAUCAGACCGUUGCCACAAAUAAUUUCGCUUAAUUAUGAUCUGGGACCCGUUGACCAGGAUUAUUCCUUUCCUAUCCACUCAAUGCCAUCCAGCCCCUGGGUGCUGCGUUGCCAAGUCUCGGCCUUUGUCGGACUCCAUUGUUGUCGUCGGUAACGAGUUUUAUUCACUUCAUCCCUUUUCCCGACAAUUCCGUUCAAACUUGUCCACACUCACGCAUUUCAUUUUACAUCAUGGACGCGGCUCUGGAAAUUCUGGAUCCCAUCGUUCUCGACAAGGCCUACGCGUAUUUUGUGCCUUCAGGUGGCAAUGAAGCCGUGUCACUAUGGCCGCGCGACAAUAUUCUGCGACAAUGCAUCUCGAUUCUUGUCGUGACCCAGAUCGGGGCAACGAUGCUGUACCUCGUCUUCAGCGCUCUCUCAUAUUACUUUGUUUAUGAUAGGCGGCUGGAAUAUCAUCCACGCUUCCUUAAGAACCAGGUUCGACAGGAGAUCGUGUCCUCACUAAGCGCCAUCCCCUUCAUCAAUCUGCUGACCUUCCCCAUUUUCCUGGCUGAGGUGCGUGGAAAGAGCUUGUUGUACUCGCGCAUUGACGACUAUGGCUGGUCCUGGUUAGUCACCUCAGCUGUCAUAUUCAUGAUUUCCAAUGACGUUAUGAUAUACUGGAUUCAUCGAUUGGAACAUCACCCGAGUGUUUACAAGUACAUCCACAAGCCACAUCACAAGUGGAUUGUUCCCACGCCGUUCGCUGCCCUGGCCUUUCACCCUCUUGACGGAUUUGUCCAGUCAUUGCCCUAUCACGUCUUCAUAUUUAUCUGCCCCGUCAACAAAUACCUAUAUCUUAUGCUCUUCGGCUUGGUCCAGAUCUGGACCAUCUUCAUACACGACGGCGACAUGAUUUCGGGCCACUGGCUGGAGAAGUUUAUCAACAGCCCGGCACACCACACGCUGCACCACAUGUACUUCACCGUCAACUAUGGCCAGUAUUUCACUUGGGCCGACGCCUACUGGGGCUCGCACAGAGCACCCCGGCCUGAUUUGGACCCGCUGCACGAGGCUUUGCGUGUCAUGAAGGAAAAGGGACUCGUGGACGACCAAGGCAAUUGCGUUUCGCAGAAGAAGCACGAGUAAUGGCGCAAGGCUUGAUCCAGGGCGCUGAAAUUAUGCGUAGCAAACGAUAAUGUAGGAGCGAGAAACGUGAAGCACACAAAAUAACGCAUAAUAUAAUGUUUAAUCACUACGAUUGUGGGAACAAAGAAUUCGUUCAAAGUAUUUAAUAAUGCUCUAUAAGAAUGGCAUUGGAUUGUGGGCAAAUGGCCAUAAGGGCCUUAUAUAGAA